CUGAUCCCCCUCCCCUGCAUCUGCCAUUUUGAACACAGACCUUGAAAAUUUAGCCAGAGGGAAUUGCCCGAUGAGGGGUCAUUAUUUGCCCCUGAAGUUAAACUCACCCAGGUUUAUUUUUUUAAAGCCUUUUUUAAAGCUAGGCAGGCCACCCAGCUGAGUGGCCAUUAGAUAGCCUGAGCUCCCAGCUUCCAUAAAAAGAAAUAAAUUUGGAAGUAAACAAAGAAGGCACUCAAAGACUCUCAAGUUUCGGCCUUCCAGCUUUCACAGCGAGCGCUUAGUGUGGCAAUGCCUCAGACUGCCUCUCAUGAAUUAAUAUUAAUGAAUCAAUCAAUCAAUCUUAUACCCCACACAACUAAUCUAGGUCCUUCCCAGCCUCCUCACCGUCCUCCUUCUGGCCCUGGGCUUGCUCCCAUCGUCCCUCCCCAGGUCUACAAAAACCACACCAGGGUUCUCCUGUGAGGAAACCAAGGCGGGAGCCGCCGCGUCUCCCUCUUCUCUCCCAACAACUGGAGGCGGGAGAGCCGGGUUUAUUGGUAUUACAGCGCCACUGAGUACAAUUUCCCGCGCCCCCUUCUACCCCCUCUGGCCUUGACUCCUUUCUCAUUAAUGCCCAUCUCGUUGCGUUUAGGUGGCAGAUACGAAGGAGCCCGUCGUGGGCCAUCUGCCGGGUACCGUCGGGAGUCCCUCUCCUAUAGGCCCCGGGCGGCCACUUUCGUUCUUCCCGUCUUCGUUCGGCCUUGCCUUCGUCCGUCGCAGUCCCUCAGCCGCUUUCGGGCCUUUCCGUGGAGGCCGUUCGGUUCUUUCCGUGUGUGGAGGGAAGGGAGGGGGUGUGCAAUGGGUGAGGGAGGGGGGCAGGAGGAGGAGGAGGAGGAGAGCAGCCGCGGCAUGCUCGGCGGCGCUUGCUCCCUGGUUUCCUCUCUCUCUCCCUCUCUCUCAGUCGGCCGCUGCUGCUUGCCGCCUGUCGCCGGGGCUGGGAGAGCCUGAGAGAGAGCGUGUGUGUGUUAUGUGAGUGACGCGGCGGAGGUGUAGUUUGACGCGGUGUGUUACGUGGGGGAGAGAAUAAAACUGCGGCGAGAGCCUAAGCGCGAACGAAAGCAGUGACGGAGCAGCCUCUAGCCGAAAACUAAAUGACAAUGGAAUCUGCUGCAGAGAACCAACAGAGUGGAGAUGCAGCAGUUACAGAGCCAGAAAACCAACAGAUGACGGUACAGGCGCAGCCACAAAUUGCAACAUUAGCCCAGGUUUCUAUGCCAGCAGCUCAUGCAACAUCUUCUGCUCCUACAGUGACCUUAGUACAACUCCCUAACGGGCAGACAGUUCAAGUCCAUGGCGUUAUUCAGGCGGCACAGCCAUCAGUCAUUCAGUCUCCACAAGUCCAAACUGUUCAGAUCUCUACUAUUGCAGAAAGCGAAGAUUCACAAGAAUCUGUGGACAGUGUCACAGAUUCCCAGAAACGCAGAGAAAUUCUCUCCAGGCGACCUUCCUACAGAAAAAUCUUGAACGACUUGUCCUCAGAUGCCCCUGGUGUGCCAAGGAUUGAAGAAGAAAAGUCUGAAGAGGAAGCAGCAGCACCUGCCAUCACCACGGUCACUGUGCCAACUCCAAUUUACCAAACAAGCAGUGGGCAAUAUAUUGCUAUCACCCAGGGGGGUGCAAUCCAGUUAGCUAACAAUGGCACAGAUGGAGUCCAGGGCCUGCAGACUCUAACCAUGACCAAUGCAGCCGCAACCCAGCCUGGCACCACCAUUUUACAGUAUGCACAGACCACUGACGGACAACAGAUUCUUGUACCCAGCAACCAGGUUGUUGUACAAGCCGCCUCAGGAGAUGUCCAGACCUACCAAAUUCGCACAGCACCCACAAGCACCAUUGCACCUGGCGUUGUCAUGGCAUCUUCCCCAGCACUUCCUACCCAGCCGGCAGAGGAAGCAGCAAGAAAGAGAGAAGUCCGUCUAAUGAAGAACAGGGAGGCAGCACGCGAAUGCCGCAGGAAGAAAAAGGAAUAUGUCAAAUGUCUAGAAAACAGAGUGGCAGUGCUUGAAAACCAAAACAAGACAUUGAUUGAAGAGCUAAAAGCACUUAAGGACCUUUACUGCCACAAAUCGGAUUAAUUUUAGAUCUCCAGUUUUUGUUCAUUAAUGCAGAGAAAGACUGGUUUGGUGACAGCCAGAAAGACGAAGUGGAUUUUUUAUUUUCUAAACAUUUUUUUUCUACGCGCAAAACUGCCUGACAGCAACUGCAGAAUUAAUUCGUCUGUGCUUUGCAUUAAACUGUGAAUGUUGAAACACCUGCCUCCACCUCUCCCCCAUUCCCUCCCUCCACUAUUUUCAUCACUAGUGUAUCCUGAGUCUGAAGAAGAACUGACUUUGUCAUCUCCCAUUCUCUUCAAGAAAUACUUACAUUCACUUAUGUUGCAAAAUUUCUGGGGUUGGGGGCAUGUCAUAAUGAUCUUAACAGUUAGUGCUGUGCUCGUUUGAAUGGAAUGCCUUAGUAGUGGUCACCCCAGCCUCUGCCCUGACGGGUCUGCUGGGCUACAUGCAUAACCAAGGUAUGAUGCACUGAGGAAACUGGGGCUGUCACUUGUUGCAUGGUUUCGGAUGUCUGAUAUCAAAACUAUACAAUUUACAGUUACUGGGUGGGAUGAUGCCAAAGGAUAUGUGUUACUUUAGGUGUAUGGGUUUCAAAGUAGGAGGAAUUGUAUGAGCGUACAGAAGAAUGGUUAGGGAGAGGGCAGGUUGGUCUCCUGCAACCUCUGUCUGGUUAGUCAACAUUUUUCUAUACUGAAAAGAUUAUUACCCUGAUUUUCUGUAAUUUUGGAAGAAUUGUCAUGUAUUUGGUUAUCUGAAUAUACAUAUAGAAAUCAUCAAAUACCUUUGAGGUACUGAUGAAUCCUGAACUCCUAGAAACCAGUAGGGUAGGAACAGUAAAGUAGAAAACAGUGAAACUGUUACACAGAAUAAUUCAUUAAAGCACUACCUUUUGUUGUUUUCUGUCCUAAGACAAGAUUCCCCAAGGCAGAAGCAUAACCACCAUAAUGUGCAUUUUAUGUGAAAAAAGAAAAAUGCACAGCCAUGCUUUCUAUAUCAUGGAAAUUCUACCUUUUAGAAUUGUCCCUUUUUAGGCCCUCCCCUUGAUGCUCCUUAAAAAGGAGCCAAUGUCAGUUCACACUUUUCAGUGCAGGUGAUGUGGUGGAGAAAAAUAUCUGUUAAAUAUUUGCCUGUUGUCUUGUUCAGCAAUGUGAAAUUUUUGCAAUGAACUGACUUCCCAAACUUUGACAGCCAGGUCUACAACCCACAUAUGCCAGCUAGCUCACGGAGGACUCUGUGAAUCUUCAACAUUUAUCUGUUUAGAAAUAAUGGCGAUUACCUACAAAAAAAUUAAAUCAACCUAUAGUAUCAAACUACCAACAUGAAUCUGACCAAACUCUGGGAGGCAGUGGAAGA
Pogona vitticeps (central bearded dragon) is the source of this 3446-nucleotide messenger RNA. RefSeq names its product cAMP responsive element binding protein 1 (gene CREB1). NCBI's taxonomy places the organism in Eukaryota, Metazoa, Chordata, Lepidosauria, Squamata, Agamidae. Gene Ontology annotation, cellular component: nucleus; ATF4-CREB1 transcription factor complex. The record is from RefSeq and is a predicted model, not a curated record. Gene Ontology annotation, molecular function: DNA-binding transcription factor activity, RNA polymerase II-specific; protein binding; cAMP response element binding. Gene Ontology annotation, biological process: regulation of transcription by RNA polymerase II.